This is a messenger RNA of Dictyostelium purpureum, 660 nucleotides long. RefSeq lists its product as uncharacterized. The transcript has a single exon. The coding region runs from base 1 to 660 and encodes 219 amino acids. NCBI's taxonomy places the organism in Eukaryota, Evosea, Eumycetozoa, Dictyosteliales, Dictyosteliaceae. The record is from RefSeq and is a predicted model, not a curated record.
AUGCUAAAAGAUAAUAAUUUAAAUUCAUCAUCAGAAGAGUAUGAGUUUAUAGAAAAAGCCAUUAUUAGUAAUAAAGGAAUAUGGAGAUGUAUCGAAAAUGAAGCAAAAGAUGACAAUGUAAUAGAAUUACCAUUCUACAACAAUGGGGAUUUAGAAAUCCACGGAACAUCUCAUACAGAAUUUAAGUAUCUUCAUCAAGAAAAAGGCUCUAUUAAUCUAUUAGAUGGCGGCUCUAUUGGAUCAAAUACUUCAAUUCAUUUAAAUUAUGGUUCAAUUUUGGGAAAUGGUACUAUACAUGGUAAUAUCAAUAGUAGCAAUGGUGAAAUUGGUCACCUAUUCGAACUAAAUGAUCUUUUAAUCAAUGGUAAUUUACAAGCAGAUCAAACUAUUUUAAUUCACUCAGCAGCAGGUGGUGUCGAUCUAUCAUCAUUAGAACUAUUAAAGUGUAAACAACACAAAGGCUAUAUAUUUUUAACAGUCGGUUCAAAAGAUAAAGAAGAAUACUUAAUAGAUAAAUAUGGCUCAUUUAUUACUGGUAUCUAUUCAUCAAGAAAUAAAAACUAUGUUCAUCAAAUUAAAAGCAAAUUAAAACAAUUAGAAUGUGACAAAGAUCAUCAGGGUGUAGAUUUAAUAUUAAAUACACAUUUGGAAGAAUUGUAG